CACCCUUCCUCUGAGCUGUAAGACAGGUAAGUUUUAUAUUGCAUAUCGAGUAAAAAGGAUGCCAUGUUGAUGAUACUUUAAUAUCUGUUUGUAUUUUUACUUAUUUAGUUUGAUUUCAAUUAAAUAGACACUUUUAAAAAUGAGGUAACCUGCAACCUAAAAAGGGAUAUCAUGUAUAUAUGAGAAAGAUGUCUCCACUAGCUGUACCAAGUUCUCUUUCCUGCUAUUACUUGCAUGCAUUUUAUUAUUCAUAAGUGGUUUUUUUUACUUUUGUCUUUUUAACCCUACCAGAAUGAAUCAGAGUGUUUGGAGCAAAGCCAUGUAUUCCUCCAGCAACAUCUGCCUGGAUGGCUGUGCUGCAGAGCAUCUCUCCUCUUUUCAGCCUGACCUCAUGCCAUCAAACUCAGAUUCGUCAGGCGUUUCAUUGACCUUACACAGAGAAGGUGAGAACAUGAAAACACUACCAGAUAGUGCUUAUUAUAGCAGUGCAGAUGCUGGUUUGAUGUAUUCCAGUCAACUGGAUCUUACUUCAUCCAGAGGCAGCACCAGUGGAUCUUUAUUCAUGGGAAGACACCCGUCUCCCGCACCCACUUCUUAUGGUCACCAUGACUGGAACCUGAACAGAGGCCAUCAAGCAAAGCGUGCGAGAGUAGAAAAUAUAAUCAAAGGUAUGACCAGCCCUCCUCAUAUGUACGACACAGAAAUGAAAACAAAGGAGCGUAAAGAGACUGACUGCAUGCACAAUGACGAAAAGAACCAAGAAGCACCUUACCUUCAGAAACGCAUGGAAAGCACGGCUCAAAGCCAGGUAACAAGAAAGCAGCUGGAGAGCCAGCAUCAGCACCCCAGGCAGCUCAGAACAAAGGUUACUCACCUGGAUGGAGUGAGUGAAGCCCAUGAUUCCAUCAAAACAUCUGGUGAUGCGUUUACAGAUUUGUACAGUGAGUUUGAGAGCAGUUCGAGUCUAAAAUAUCAAGGAUGGAAGAAGGUUAAAUUGAUGAACUACUUCCAAUCCAAACCAGCCAGAAUAAGGCUAAUGGCAGAUGUUCUAAAGUACGAGUUGUCCAGAGUUGUCAGCAAGAGCGUUGACUCCAUUUUCAAAAGUGUGCCGCUUUUACAGACAUCGCCAUAUGAAGUGGAAAACGUAGAGACUGAUACGCCUCUUCAGCCAUCGGUGAGCAGUGAUGAUGAUAAGUUGAGACUUCCAUGUUGUGGGACUCCAGAGGUGCAAACCCCAGAUGUUCAAACAGAAGCUCUGUCUCUGGUUGUGCAAAAACACGAACUGGAAAGAUCCAGGUUACCAGCUCACCACCGUCCAAAAUCUCCAAAUUUCCUCAUCAUUGACUCUGCCCUGCAGGAAUCUCAAGCAUCAGAGAAGAAUCACCGUGCUCUCAAGAGCCUACAGGACAGUUACUCAGAAGAAGGCUGGAAGUCAGUUAAAGUGAGAUCAAAGGUCAAUUCCAGAUCUGUGAGAAGCCCACAGACUCACGCUGUGUCUGCAGAUCCGGUGAUUUUGGAAAGCACUGGUCUCCCUCAUGUGAAGAUAGAGUCUGAUAGCCUGGUGAAAAGCAACCUGUACAUGCUGAAUGAGGGUCUGACCACAAACCAUCUGAAGAAAGCAAAGCUUAUGUUUUUCUACACUCGCUACCCGAGUUCACUUGUGCUGAAGAUGUGUUUCCAUGAUGUACAGUUCACGCGCUCCAUCACCUCUCAGCUCAUCAAGUGGUUCAGUAACUUCAGGGAGUUUUACUACAUCCAGAUGGAGAAGUUUGCUCGACACGCUCUCAUCGAAGGAGUGGCAGACGUAAGGGGUCUGACUGUGGGGAGAGAAUCAGAACUUUUCAGGGCUCUCAACAGGCACUACAACAAAGCCAGCGACUUCCAGGUGCCCGACAGAUUCCUGGAAGUUGCUGAGAUUACACUGAGAGAGUUUUACGUUGCCAUUUCAAUGGGCAAAGAUCGUGAUCCAUCCUGGAAGAAGGCAAUCUACAAGGUGAUCUGUAAACUGGACACUGAUGUACCAGCUGAAUUCAAAAGUCAUCACUCUGUAUAAGAACCAGGAGACGACAUGAUCAUGUGCCACAGUGACCGGUCACAAUGUGGACUUACUCAUUUCUUCAUGGGGGAAAAAAAAUACUUUUUUAAAAUUAUUAUUAUUAAAUUAAAAACAAAGAUUGGCCAUCUGAAAAGUAAUGUAGAUUCUGCCAUACUGAUGGCAGUGGGGUGUAUAUAUAUAUCUACUUUCAAUCGUUUUUGUUUCAUCAUUGGCUGGAUAGAUGCAUGUAUUUUGCUAUAUUAUAUAGCAACAAUACAUAUUUUACAUGAUUAAAAAUAUUAUAUUGUUGACACGA
This is a messenger RNA of Haplochromis burtoni (Burton's mouthbrooder), 2351 nucleotides long. RefSeq names its product prospero homeobox protein 2. The record is from RefSeq and is a predicted model, not a curated record. Gene Ontology annotation, biological process: regulation of transcription by RNA polymerase II. The coding region runs from base 293 to 2053 and encodes 586 amino acids. Gene Ontology annotation, molecular function: DNA-binding transcription factor activity, RNA polymerase II-specific; RNA polymerase II cis-regulatory region sequence-specific DNA binding. The transcript has 4 exons. Gene Ontology annotation, cellular component: nucleus. Lineage: Eukaryota; Metazoa; Chordata; Actinopteri; Cichliformes; Cichlidae.